Molecule: messenger RNA, 3746 nt
Organism: Engraulis encrasicolus (European anchovy)
Lineage: Eukaryota; Metazoa; Chordata; Actinopteri; Clupeiformes; Engraulidae
Exons: 15
Coding region: 178-3612 (1144 amino acids)
Source: RefSeq, a predicted model, not a curated record
AGAAAGAAACUUUUAUUUUGAUAUUUUAAGUUGUGGAAACGGAAGUGCAUCGUAAGGUGAGGAAAAAACAUACCAAAGAAGGUGGAUCCACUUUCUCUGAACAUACACAGACAGGCCACGAGUGGUUUUUAAAUAAAUCGGAUAUUUUGCUCGAAAGAAUCCAUCGUUAGUUAGAAAAUGACACACGUUGGAUUUCAGACACAGAUCGCUGGGAUUAUAGAAGAGCUUGCCAAUGCCGCGGUUGCAGAAAUUUGCAAAGUUGUGGAGAAUGGCUACGCUAUUUUACACUUAGAAAUAUCCCAAAGUCGCAAACAAAAUGAUAUGCUGAAGAGAAAAAUACAGAUGCUCGAGACGGAGAGGAAUUAUGGCUCGAAGCACAGCCGCGAUAGACCUUCAUAUUUCAAUCAAAUGUGCAGAAUAACUCUAAAGAAACCACCAAUAAGAAAGAGACUCAGGUUACCAGGCACCCAUUCAAAUGAAGGUUUGGAAGCCCCCAUGGAUGGGGCGGCUGGAUACAUGAGUGAGGAUGGAGCAAACAUACCGUCUGAUCACACAGGUGCGGUGACUGAAGUUUUAAUAGUGAAAGAAGAAAGAAUAUCUGACGCGGUGAAUCUGGAAGGGCCAAUCCCCAGAGACCACACAGUAGAUGCUCAGCACAGAACGACAGAGAUGGUGCAGCAAAUGCUGGAGAGCAGGCAUUUGGAGUCUGGUGAUGUCAACAAAAAUGAACGUUUUAAAAGGGAGAGCCUGGAGACCUAUAUCAAAGAUGAUGAGUCUGCUAAGUUUGAAGAAUCCAGAGCAGAAUACAACAGUACGGCCUCUCUGUCAGAUACACACUCGACACACACGGGAGCAGCACCAGUACCUAAUACAAGCACACACGAUCAAGUCAACCACAAUUCUUCCUUUCACCCGGAUCAUGAGAUGGACUUCAAUAACUUACAUCCUGCCAACUCCAUUUUCCACAAAGCAGACUGCUCUUCGUCUUCCUACACUCCAGUGGCAGAUCUUCUCCAGGACAAGCCCUAUCACACGGAUGGCUUCAGGCAUGCAUCUGAGAUGCCCAGGCCACCAGGAGGUCGAGAGGCUGAACCAUCUAUGAUUGGUCAAGUUUCCUCGCUGGGUGCUCCUUCCUCCACUGCUGUCACUACUCUGCAGACACAGCAGAAGCAGUGGUUUGCCUGCAAGACGUGUGGCAAGGUCUGCUCAAGUAGCAGCAGCCUGAUGGAACACCAACAAACACACGCUGGGCAGCAGGGCUUCAUUUGUCCUCUGUGUGGCAAAAGCUUCUCCCAGGCCUCCAGCCUCAAGAAGCACCAGAGCAUUCACACAGGGGAGAAACCAUUCCGGUGUUCACACUGUGGGAAGCACUUCUCGGAUUCCAGCAACCUCCGGAAGCACGUCAGCAUUCACACCGGAGAACGGCCUUUCCGCUGUAGCCAAUGUGGAAAAACGUUCAACCAGUCGUCCAACCUUAAGACACACAUGAAGAUUCACACGGGUGAAAAGCCCUUCAGCUGUGAGGGCUGUGGGCAGGUGUUUGCGUACAAAAUAAGCUUGGUGAAUCACCAGCUAAAGAGCUGCCUGGGAGACCCAAGCCAGACGGGACACAUGCCAUUGGCGUCUAAAGACAAAAGAUUGGAUUGCAGAAUGUAUGAGAAACCAUCCUUGCACAAUAACAUGAGCAGACCUACCCAUGCACAGCAGCAGCCACCAGGCGUAAACAAGCAGGCCAUUGUCAAAGCCGAAGACAAUAACACUGCAGAGUUCCCUGCAUCCAGUCUUUCAAGAGAAAAUUCUGUUGUAGAUGAAGACCGAGACGAAAGUGUGAAAUUGCCUAAGGGAGUCAAUGCAGAGCAGGUCACCUCCCCUCUUAAAUCGGAUGCAGUCAGGAGGACCGGUCACUCUCAGGCUCAACCUCAACCUCAACCUCAACCUCACACCUGGCAGCAGAAUACGGUUGAGGAGACGAGGGAAUCCCAAGAUGGAUCAAGGUUCAGGACCUGGCAAGAAGCUGGUCAGUCCAUACAAGAGCCUUCACCCUGGAACCAGGAACAGCAAAAGUCCGGGUGUGAAACAUCUAAAGCAAGUCUGGAGGACCAUGGACAUUUUUCCACAAACAUGGGCACUUCUGGAGUGAAAUGCUCCCAGUACCUCAACACUUGGCUCAAGUGCACUUGGGAAACCAAGCAGCAGGAUCUCAGCAUCAUGACAGCCGCAGGUUUGGCCAUGAGGAAUCGCUUCAGAAAUGUGGAUGUACGUGCACACAGGCCACCGUCGGAGCUGCCCAUAGUAAAGUCCUCACAUGUACUCGACAAUAAAGGGUCAGAGGACAUGGAGGAGGGUGAGCCAGAUUUGUUGAUUAUCAAGGAGGAAAAGCCAGAUGAACCAAAGAGCCUUGAUCAUCAAACUGAUAACAGCGACUCUGGUCCUUGUCAUGAAAAUGCCUAUGAGGUUGACGCACAUUUCCUGCCUUCUGCAGUCCCGGCGGAGCCCAGGACCCGGCACUCAGAUGUGGAGGAUAAAGACAUGGAUGAUAGGACGGCCGUAGUCAAACCAGUUAAACAGGAGAAUACAGAAGGCACUUUGGACACCAGCCGCUGUCAAGAUAACCCAGCAAUCAGUGUAGAAGAUAUGUGCCACGUUGAUGUCAACCUAUCAGACAAAGCCAUCCACCCAGAGGGCAGUAAAGAUGGCAUGAGGCCAAGAUCUCAACCACCAGGUUCCAAAGCCCUCUCCAAGUCACAGCAGAUCCAUCCUGAUUGGCCGUCUUGUUCCACAGGACCAAGUCUAGACUGCUCCACAUUCCGCAGCAGCAGAGGCGGACUAGUGCAAGCCCACCAUGGAGCUAUGGGUGACCUGAGCCCGGGCUGCUCAGACGACAAGCCAGAUGUCAUAAUAAUCGACCCGUCUCCCAUUAACGAGGGUCACAGCGCACAUCCUCAGUGGCACAGUGGCGCACAGAGGCAAAGGGCAAACAACAAGCCGCAUCAGUUCUGCAGACAAAGAUACGCCGAUGGAAAUAUGCAAGGGCCAAUAAGGGAUCAAAGCAGUGGCUGUCAUCCACACGGUCAACGGGAGGGGGACAACAUCUUCAACAACCUAGAGCCGUAUGAAAUGGAAAUCAACAGUCUUGGGUCGUACGGCGAUGCGUGUGUUGGCCUUGAUGACCCAGCCAGUGGGUCACAGCAUCCCUCCUGGGUGCUGACGGGAGAUGCGGAAGACGACAACAGCACCACAUCAUCUGCUGCCCUGAACUCACUGAGGAGGAUCAGAUCCUUCUGCUGCACCCUGUGUGGCAAACGCUACUCGACUGUCAAACAACUCAAAGUGCACCAGAAGGUCCAUGCGGGGGAGAAGCCCUAUAGUUGCAUUCAGUGUGGCAAGCGAUUCAUCCAGCUGUACAGUCUGAAGCGUCACCAGAGGGUACACACGGGAGAGAGGCCUUUCCGCUGUGCGCAGUGCGGGAAGCAGUUUGCGCACUCUAGUAAUCUAAAGGUUCACCAGACUGUACAUACAGGCGAAAAGAACUUCCACUGUACCCAGUGUGGGAAAAACUUUUCUUUCUUAAGUAAUCUUAUACGGCAUCAGGCAAUACAUGCUGCAAAGUAAUCACUUUUACUUACCUAUGAACUUGGAUUUUUGUUGAUUGUGCUAUUAUUUUUAAAUGUCAAUGCUGUAGUGAAUAUAACGUGCAAUUAUUUGAUUUAUGAUUGACAACAAAGAUUAAAAAAUGUCAAGUUGUA